CAACCAUCACACACACACACACCACAGUCAACACCUUCUCCUCGCUGCUGCUCCUUGUGCGCUGCUGCCUGGCCUCUGGCUCAGUUGCUGUUCUGAUGGUGGUGGAGUCAGCUGCUCUCAUACCCCAGUGCUCCGUCGAGUCGCCAUUUUAAUUCUUUUUUUCAAAAAUAACCCAACUCCAUUUUUAACUUGAAAACUUUGGACAUUUCGAUCGAACAUGAACAAACGGUCGACUCUCGUCUGACCUUGGUUUAUUUAAAUUUAUCUAGUUUUAUGCAAAUUUCGAUUGAAAAAGUGUGAAAAGUGCGAAAUUUUGGUGGUUCGGUGAUUUUCUGGGAAGAGAAUCGAGUGAUUCAGUGUCGUGUGGUUGUUUGUUUUUAGUCGAGAGUGUGAAAGUAAAUUAAAUUGUGCCGCAGUGGGUCGUGAUUGUGCGACUUAGCUGACGAGCCCGCCCAGCUGCACGCUGCAUAGCCUCGCGCUCCAAAUGCGUUUCGACCAGGGCGAGCAAGUCAAUCAGCUGUUCUCGCAAUCCGAGAUGGCUUUCCAUCCGUUCCUGUUGCAGCAACAACAGCACCACCAUCACCACCUCUCCCAUCAGCCGAGCCAAACGACGACGGCGGGCGGCAGUGCCUCAGCGGCCGCCAACGGAGGAGCCACCACUUCCGGCAGUGGACGGCCGUCGUCCGACUUUAGCGUCAGCUCACUCCUGACGGCCUCCCAACAACAACAACAUCACCAGUUUAGUGAGCGGAACAAUGGUGGUGGUUCAAACAUGGCUGGAUCGCCUUCCAGCAAUUCCAUGCAAUCGGCAGCCGUGGCCGCUUUGGCCGCAGCGGCCGCCGCCCACGCCGCCCUACGCGGCUCCCAUUCGCCGCCGUCGGCCAACAACAACAACAAUAGCGUCAAUUCGUCGUCGUCGUCAUCGGCGGCGGCCUCGAGUUCUCCCGCUGGAUCGGGAGCCAUAGGCCCGUCUUCGAUCCCCAAUCCCGUCAGCGUCAGUAUGGCCCAGCUGUCGGCCUACAACGCCGCCACUUCGUCACUUCUGGCCGCCCAUCCGGCCUCGGUCCGUUUCCCGCAUCCCUACACGACGGCCGAGGACGUUCUGGCCUCGGCGGCAGCGGCCGCCGCCGCCCACGCCCUCCGGCCGCUCCGCACUUUGCCGGCGGCCGAAGACGACGGCGUCACCGACGACCCUAAAGUCAGUCUCGAAUCCAAAGAUUUGUGGGAAAAAUUUCACGGACUCGGCACCGAAAUGGUCAUCACCAAAUCCGGCAGGCAAAUGUUUCCGCAAAUGAAGUUCCGCGUCUCUGGACUCGAUCCCAAAUCCAAGUACAUUCUCCUGCUGGACAUUGUGGCUGCCGACGACUACCGAUACAAAUUCCACAACAGUCGCUGGAUGGUGGCCGGAAAAGCCGAUCCUGAAAUGCCCAAACGGAUGUACAUUCAUCCCGACAGUCCGGCAACUGGCGAGCAGUGGAUGCAGAAAGUCGUUUCCUUCCACAAACUGAAAUUGACCAACAACAUCUCGGACAAGCACGGCUUCCAGACGAUAUUGAAUUCGAUGCACAAGUACCAGCCGCGAUUUCAUCUGGUGCGGGCCAACGACAUCCUCAAGCUGCCCUACAGCACGUUUCGCACUUAUGUCUUCAAGGAGACGGAAUUCAUCGCCGUCACGGCUUAUCAAAAUGAAAAGAUCACGCAAUUGAAAAUCGAUAACAACCCGUUCGCCAAAGGAUUCCGCGACACGGGGGCCGGCAAGCGUGAAAAAAACAGGCAGGCCAUGCUGGCGGCAUCUCAACGGCAUCACGACGAUCCUUCCGGCCACAAACAUCAUCACCACCACUCGUCGGGCGGCGGAGGUGUCGGCGUGGGCAGCGGCGGACUGCACGGACACCAUCACGGCCACCACCACCACCACGGCGGACACCACCACGGCCACCACGUCGGUCAUCACGGUCUGGGCGGAUUGGGCGUCGGCGUUGGGGCCGGCGGAGUCUCCAUGUCGUGUUCUCCGGCUCCCGAUUCCAGUCAAGAUGGCGUCCACGAUUUGGACGAUGAGAAACUGGACGUGGUGGGCACCAGCGACGGACGAGACGGCGCAUCUCCACUUCACAUCUCUGACGAUGCCAGCAUGUCGGAGGAUAUGAGCCGGACGGGAACUCCGUCGCACCACCACGGCGACUCGGAUUCGGACGGCAACAACGACCACCACCCACACCAUCCGCACCAUCCGUCGGCGUCGUCGCUGCACCACCAGCUCCACAACCACCACCUCAACAGUCUUCAUCCGCACCACAAUCACAGCCUGCAGCAUCACUUGCUGGUCCAGCAACAGAUGCAACAGAUGCAGCAGAGGAGUCGGGAGAGUCACCUCAACAACCAGAGGGUCUCCUCAUCGGCCGGCAAUCACCACGGAUCCUCGUCGGCUCUCAGCGGACAGCACAGCGCCGGAAGCGGAAGUGGCGGGCCGGGCAACGCCAUGCUGUCGCCCGGAUCGGUGGCCGCUGCAGCGGCGGCAGCGGCGGCUGCCCAGCAGAUCCACUCGGCUCUGGCCAAUUCCGGCGGGGCUGGCGGAUUACUUUCGUCCGUCCAUCCGAGCACGGUCAGUUUGGGACCACCUCUACCUCCCCCACCUCAUUUGCUCCCUUACCUCUACCCGGGUGCUGGAUUGUAUCCGGGUGGGCCAUCACUCCACCAGCUGAGUCAGUUCCUCAAUCACGCUCACGGCCACGGAAUGAAUCACGGUCCGCACGGCCCGUCUGGUCCGUCCGGUCACGCCAUGGCCGGCUUGGCGGCUGCCGCCGCAUCUGCGCACAUGGGCGCUCACAUGGCCGGCCACAAUUUGCUGCUGAACGCCCAGUUGGCUCUGGCCGCCCAGCACCAGCUCUUCCAUCCGCACGCCUAUCAGAAUCUCUCGGCCGCCAUUGCCGCUCACUCGGCCGCCACCAACGCGGCGGCCGCAGCCGGCCAAGCUCCUCCGCCGUCGUCACUCCCUUCCUCUGGCCAUCCCUUGUCUCAGCCUCCUCCUCCUUCUCUUCCGUUGGCGCCGGUCCUGCCCGUCACCACUCCCCUGUCGUCCUCGACGACGCCUCCUUCCAGCGGCGGCGGUGGUGGCGAAGGCGGCCAGCGUCACAGAGGCCAGCACCGCUUCGCCCCGUACAGUCUCCAGCUGGGCAGCAGUACAAGUCCGCCGACGGGCCAGUCGAAAUCCCUGACGGGAUUGUCUUCGCUGGGCUCGUCGGCCUUUGACGCCGUCAGCCCCAAAGGAUCCAGCAGCCCCAAAGGAUCGCCACCGCCGCAUCACCACCGAUCGCCGUCGCCGACGCCAUCGUCCGUCUCGUCGACGGUCAGCAGCAGCACGGCCAGCAACGCCGGCGGCGGCGGCCCAACCUCGGCCAGCGAUCUGAAGAACAUGGAGAAAAUGAUCAACGGAUUGGAAAUGGCCAAGGGAAUGAUCGCCGCCGGAGCGGAAUCCAACGCUUCGAUCGACGAUCCCAAGUAGAAAAUCUUUUCAGUUUUUUACUCCCUGUAUUAUUAAUUUAAAUGAUGUUUUGACACCAUUUUAUUAUUUAAUUGAAUCUCUUUUUGUGCGUGUGUGUGUGUGUGGUGGGUGUUUUUAAUUUUUAAUUCUUUUGGGUUUUUUUAAAUUUCAUCAAUUCAUACGGCACAAUAUUCCGAGCCGAUUUUUAAAAAUGGCGAGGAUGAAAAUGAUUCUUAUGUGAAUAAUUUCGAACAAAAAACAUUCGAUUACAUCUAUUUGUUUAGGCCUCACAACACACACAACACACACACAAACAAACAAACAUCUUCGAAACCAAAGAGAAUCAAAAACGGAAGGUGAAAUCCUCACCGGCCGUUGGAUUUCUUUCACCUUCUCCUCUCACGAUUGUGCGGUGUCACGAUUCCGCUAGUGUGCUACUAAAUUGUUUUUGUUUUUUUCAAUCUUAAACGAGUUUGUCCAGAGAAUUUGUCACGUUUUCCCCCAAUUUUUCGGUUUGAAAUUUCACACGCCACCCUAACCCGUUCUAGUAUAAAUAAUUAACUCCCGGGUCAAAUUUAAUUAAAAAUGGAAAACACACAAAAAAAAUUUAAUUGUAAUUGUUGUUUUGGGCUGGAAAAAUAUUUCAAAUUACGUGUGCAAAAGUGAGUGUGAUCCCGCAGGACAAAAAAAGAAACCCCGUUCGUGUGCCAAUGAGUUUGAAAAAGAAGAUUCCUCUCGAGUUAAAUUAGCAACUACACACAAACACACACACACACACAGUGGACACGUUGAAACGAUUCUGAUUUUCUCUCAUUCGUGCUAUAAUUAUAGGCCUAUACGUAUGUAAAACUUAUAAUAUAAAAUCCUAUAAUACGGUUACAUUUCUCUUCCGUUUUGCCCAACCCCCCCACCCAACCCCCCCUCUGUUGUUGUUGUUGUUGUUGUCGGAAACAAACAAUUCGUGAGCUAAUCCCGCUGAUUCUCUUCUUAAAACAAAAACAAAAAAAAAUUUACAAAAAUUCCUCCUGGAAAUUAAAACACUGUGUGCUCCUGAUGGCUGGGAUCAGCUGAUGGCUCCUGUGUGUGUAAUAAAUGUACAUGUCGAUAUAUAAUUAAUUCCCUCCCACCUCCCCCUGUCUGUGUGUGUGUGUGUGUGACUGGUCCGGCGGAAGAGCAAACACAAAAGAGAAUAAAAAUCGGUCAACUAGAAAAUGAAAGAAAAAUCACGGGGCGGGAAUUUUCGGAAAAUUCGACUGCGCAGUUUUUUCGGCUGCGUGAGCGCGCGCGUGUGUGUGUGUGUGAAUGUGUCCUGUGACUGUGUCGAAAAUUCGUUUUUUCUUUUCUGAUUUUUCGGAUAUUUGUGUGUGUGUGUCCUACUGAAUUCGUGUCAUCCCUUUUGCUCUCAUGCACCUCCUCCUGUUUGAUUUUUUCGGUUUUAAAAUUUCGGUCGGGAAAAAACAAGAAAUUUGUUCAAUUUGUUCAAUUUGUGUACGUGUAUGUUUCCCGUUCGGAUGUUUUUUCCCCCUCCCUCCCCUAUAAAACAAAUGGAUGAUUAUUGCCGUUAUUUAGUCGAUGAAUUGCACGUAUUGUACAACAGUUGGAUGAUGAUGACACGCCCUUUUAUAUAUAUAUAUGAUACAAAACGUAGCGCGCGCAGCCACACAGACGGUUUUUCUCUCUUUCUCUUUCUCUCCUUUCUCUUUUGAAUUCUUUCUGAAACUAUUAUUAUAUACAAUUUUGUGUUCCGUUUGUUUGUUUGUGUUUAUUCUUCAUUUGUAUUUUAAAAAAGCAGACAAAAAAGACAAGAAAAAUCAACAACUAUACAUCUAUAUGGGUUCCUGGUUCCUUUUUGAUGUGUAACAAAGUCAAAAGUAUCAGUUUGUAAUUGAGCAAUACAGCUUUGUUAUGUGCGUAAAGAA
Molecule: messenger RNA, 5400 nt
Organism: Daphnia pulex (common water flea)
Lineage: Eukaryota; Metazoa; Arthropoda; Branchiopoda; Diplostraca; Daphniidae
Product: optomotor-blind protein-like
Exons: 7
Coding region: 485-3502 (1005 amino acids)
Biological process (GO): regulation of transcription by RNA polymerase II; cell fate specification; positive regulation of DNA-templated transcription
Cellular component (GO): nucleus
Molecular function (GO): RNA polymerase II cis-regulatory region sequence-specific DNA binding; DNA-binding transcription factor activity, RNA polymerase II-specific
Source: RefSeq, a predicted model, not a curated record